Molecule: messenger RNA, 6039 nt
Organism: Eucalyptus grandis
Lineage: Eukaryota; Viridiplantae; Streptophyta; Magnoliopsida; Myrtales; Myrtaceae
Product: disease resistance protein RPV1-like
Exons: 8
Coding region: 1005-5741 (1578 amino acids)
Biological process (GO): defense response
Molecular function (GO): protein binding; ADP binding
Source: RefSeq, a predicted model, not a curated record
UUAAAUGCGCGUGCCCCACCCACCCAAUAAUUUCUCUCACUUCAUCUGCCGUUAGACCAUUAGCUGUCUCUUUUGGUCAAUAACUCUUAAUAGGCCUCGGAUGACCCGAAGCAGUCGCUCCAUGCUGGCCGUAUCAUCAGAGAACUGAAGCUCCACAAGGUCAAGCGGUUUCGCUCCAGCAUUCGGCAGUGGUUUCGUCCCGGCAGCGCAAGUCAUCUGCAGUUAGACCAUUGGGUAUCUCUUUCGGUCAAUAAACAUUAAUGAGGCCUCGGAUGACCCGAAACAGUCGCUUCAGGCUGAUCGUAUCAUCGGAGAACUGAAGCUCGACAAGGAUAAGUGGUUCGACUCCACGAUUCGGUAGUGGUUUCCUCUCGGCAGGCUAAUUCUUUUACUUCUGCAGUAUAGCGUUUGCCUCUACGCUUGCUGGGAGAUCAUUACCCAUCAUAGCAACGGGAACUUACUGUAUUGGACACAGAACAUAUCACAAUCAAGAUGAAGGCAAAAGAAGAUUGUACAACUGACCAUUUAGUUGCAAUAGAAGAUCAAGUGGAAGCCAUAAUGGGCAUGUUGGACUAUGACUUUGGUUGUGCACGGUCUCUUGGAAUUUACGGCCCAAGUGGUAUUGGAAAGACAACCCUUGCAAAGGCUCUCUUUGACAAGUUCAUUUCUAACUUUCAUUGGUAUUGCUUCUUGCAAGAUGUCCGUGGAUCAUCAUGCCGCGAUGGCCUAGUAUUUCUACAAAAGAAAAUGUUAUCUGACAUCCUUGGUGAGACUAAAAGUAUUGUUCAAAUCAAUGACAUUGACGAUGGAAUGGAGUUUAUCAGGGAAAACUCCAUGAUAAGAAAGUUCUACUCGUUCUAGAUGAUGUGGACCAUAGGGAACAAAUUGAGAAACUAAUAGGCAAGAUCAGUUCGUUUGGUAUAGGAACUCGAGUUGUAAUUACGACAAGAAACAAAAGCAUCCUAGAAAGUGGAGAAAAAAUCAUACUUUAUGAACUAAAUGAAAUGAAUGCUGAUCAAGCACUUCAGCUUUAUAGAAAUCAUGCAUUCAAAAGAGAAUCUCCUAGAGAUUAUUAUUUUGACAAGCUUUCAAGGGAUAUUGUUUCCACAAUUGGAGGACUUCCUUUGGUCAUUGAGGUCAUAGGUUCAUUUCUUCACGGGAAGCACAAAACUGUGUGGAAAGACACACUAGAAAAGUUAAGGAGCAUUGCUCCUAAAGAGGUCCACCGAGAGUUGAAAAUUAGCUAUGAUGCCUUAAAUUUCAAGCAAAAGCAAAUUUUUCUUGAUAUUGCAUGUUUUUCCUUUUAUGAGAAGGAGAUUAAUGCAUCUUUCAUGUGGGAAGAGUGCAACUUUUUUCAUCAAAUAGAAAUUGGAAUCCUCAGUUCUCUAUCAUUGAUACAUAUUGGAGAGAAUGGCGGGUUAUGGAUGCAUGAUGUGCUUAAAGACCUUGGGCGUCAAAUUGUCCAUGAGGAAAACCUGGAUCCGGCAAGGCGUAGCAGAUUAUGGAUUUCUGAGGAAGCUUUAGACAUGGUGAAAACAAGAGAGAAUAAAGGAAAUAUCGAAGCACUCAGUCUAGCUGGAGAUCCCACUCUACUCACUUUUACUGAUGAAGAUUUCUCGAGGCUGCCAAACCUAAGAUUCCUUGAAUUAGAUGGGGGGAGCUUUAUUGGGGACUUUACUAAUCUUUUCUCAAAGUUAAGAUGCUUUUCCUGGCGUCAUUGUCCUCCAGAUUUAAUGGCAACUAAUCUAUUCCCACAAAACUUGGUUGUCCUCCAGCUCUCUGAAUUUAAUGAUGCUAAUGAUUGGGACGGGUGGAGCCAAAUUAAGAUGCUACGCCAUUUGAAAGUUCUACAGAUGACCCAUCUAAAUAUGGUCAGAAUCGACUUGUCAGGGUGCUUUUCUCUGGAAAGAUUGACCAUUAAAGGAUGUCAACGAUUGGUUCAAAUCGAUCGCUCCAUUGGGGAGCUAAAACGACUGGCUUACUUGAAUAUUAAGGAUUGUUAUCGACUAAGAGAUCUACCUGGCGAAAUUGGCCUGCUAGUGAACCUAAAGCACAUAUCUUUGAGUAACUGCUCACAGUUGACGGAACUUCCGGACUCAAUCGGAAAGCUAAAUUCAUUGAUCAAGUUGGAUUUAUCAUUCACAUCAAUUAAAGGAUUACCUUAUUCUGCUGGAUGUCUUGUGAAUCUCAAGUCUCUGUCUCUUGCGGGAUGCAGAGAACUAAGGGAACUUCCGGAUUCGACUGGAAAUCUAAAGUCUUUAAUUGAAUUGGAUGUGUCGUCCACGUUCAUCGAAGUGUUGCCUCAUUCUAUUGGAAAUAUAAAGACAUUGAAUGUGAUAGAGAUGGAAUCUUGCCUGCUGGCUGAAUUUCCUUCAGCCAUUGGGUUGGCAUUGAAGCUUGAAGUGAUACGUGCUGGACGAUGUUCUGCGAUGAUGGGCGAAGUUUCAAGUAUAAUUGGAAAUUUGUCCUUAUUGAGAAUCCUAGAUCUAUCAAACACUGACAUCUGUCGAUUGCCAGGAACGAUUGCUGCGCUCCCUCACCUAGAAGAACUGAUCCUCAGGAAUUGCGAUGAGCUGCGAGUGUUGCCAUCGCUUCCCACAAGUUUGACUCAUUUACUUGUUAGUUCUCAAUCCUUACGAUUUGUUCCAGAUCUCUCAAAUCUGACUAAUCUAGUUAAUCUUCUCUUAUUGGAUGGCUGUGAAUAUCCUUUGUCGCAUUCAUUGAGCCUCCGAAUCAAAACCUAUAACUUAGAGUGGAUUGGGAAGUUAUCCAAGUUGGAAAAUUUGAAUCUAUGCCUUCAGACCGUUACUGAUUUAUCAACUGCAUUGGGUUCCCUUUAUCGUCUUAGGGAACUUUCCAUUUCUGGCGACCUAUGCCCAAAAUUUCUCAUGCAGCCCCCUAAAUCAGUAAUGAAGAGAAUUUUCAGCUCAACAACAACUUUCCCAGAUUUAUCUAACUUGAGAAAUUUAAUGAUUUUGAAGUUAUGUCACUCCAUGCAAAGGGAAAUCCAACUCGGCGGGUCAGAACAGUUGAGACACUUAAGUGUCCGCGACUUUCCAAGCCUCGAAAAGAUAAUAUUCUCCCCGUCAGGCCUGAAGAAUCUAAAAGAAUUGGAACUAGAAGACUGCCCGCAGUUGACAGAGAUUCAUGGUUUUGAGGCAUUGGAAACAUUGGAGAGCCUGGACUUCGAUCUCUGUACGUCAAUUUGGAGGUUAAGUGAUCUGUCGAGAUUGCAAAAGUUGAUGGAAUUGAGAAUCAGAGCUUGCAAUAACCUACAGGUUCUUGAAGGCCUUGACGAGUUAGGAUGUUUGACUCUUUUGAAAGUGGAUUGGUGCCCCUCCUUGGUGUUGGAAUAUGGGGCAAAUGCAUCAGACAUAAUGAUACCAGAUGAAUGCCAAGUCAUAAUUCACUAUUGUUCGACAUUACACGACACUCCGGAGGGUGGCAUGUUUUACAAGGAUUACAGAGAUAAGAUUCUUAGACAGAUCAAGUCUGUUUCAGAUACGUCCACAAUCUCCAGUAUGGGCAAGGUGGCUAAAAUGGAACAGAAGAGACAAGUUGCCAGAAUCGAAAAAGAUGCUGGAACUGAUGAUCAAGUUGACCACAUCAUGAGCUUGAUCAAUAUUGAUGAUAAGGACAAGAGGAUCCUUGUAGUCAUCCACGGGAAAGGUGGGAUUGGCAAGACGACUCUUGCAAAAUUCAUAUACAACCGAGUCUCCUGUGAUUUCGAUGGCUGUAGCUUCCUUGCAAAUAUUAAAGAAACAACACAAGUGUUAGGAGGGCUUCAGCUUUUGCAAGCUAAGCUGAUUUCCGAUGUUCUGAAACGGGAACUUGAGGAUGUUGCUUUUAUCAACAGGGGAAUUGAGUUUUUCAGAGACCUAUUUUGCGACAUGAGGGUCUUGAUUAUCCUUGAUGACGUGGAAAAUGCGUUUUCUGUCCAGAAGCUCAUUGGAGAUUGUUUCGACUGCUUUGCUACUGGAAGUAGGAUCCUUGUAACUACCAGAAACAGCGGUGUCCUGGAAGAAUCUCCUCAGAUCCGGACUUAUCAUGUUAGUCGGUUGGACAAUGAUCAGGCUCUUCAACUCUUUAGGCAGCAUUCAUCUAUACUAAAUCCUCCCUCACGUAGCACCAUCGAGCUUUUGAACCCUGCUAGUAACUCUAUGACAGGACUCCCAUUGGUAAUUGAAAUUAUGGGUGCAGUCUCCAAGGGUAAAACGCAGAAGGCAUGGGAUCACUUCAAAGUUUUUGUGCCGUUUCAAUUAAAGCGAUGGGAUUUUCAGAGUAUAUUGGAGGAAGGAUAUAAAACAUUAAAUUAUGAGCAGCAACAGAUAUUUCUGGAUAUCGCCUGCUUUACUGCUGGCAUAGAUAGCCGAAUUGCUUGGUACCUGUGGUAUGACACCUCUUUUCUGCCUCGUGAAAUUUUGACUCCCCUAGCCAAAGUUGGAGAAAACAAUCGGAUAUGGAUGCAUAGCAUGUUAAGGCAAUUUGGCAGAGAAAUCGUUUGUCGGGAGAGUCGUACAGAUCCAGGAAGGAGGAGUAGAUUAUUUAAUCAUGAAAUAGCUCUCGGUACGAUAAAGCAGAAAAAGGGAACAGAAAAGGUUGAGGCACUCUGCCUUAACUUUCAGUGGCAUACUUCAGUCAAACUUACACCAGAAGAUUUUCGGAGCAUGCCAAACAUACGGUUUCUUCAAUUGGAUCAUGCAGACAUAACCGGAGAUUUUGCUAACGUUUUGUCAAAAUUAAGGUGGCUCCGUUGGCGAGGAUGCCCUCAACAUCUACAAGUAACUAAUUUUCACUUGGGGAACCUAACCAUUCUCGACCUAUCUUGGAGCAAAGUCACAAAAGACUGGGAAGGCUGGGGUCAAAUCAAGAUGCAGAAUUUGAGAGUUCUAGAUCUUACAGGUUGUGCCGACUUAAUAGUCACUCCUAAGUUCUCUGGCUGCCAAAAUCUGGCCAUAUUGAUUCUGGAGCGAUGUUCGCAAUUGGUCAAGAUAGAUCAUUCAAUCGGCCACUUGAAGUGCUUAGUUUCUCUGAAUUUGAAGUUCUGCACAGAACUCAGCAUGUUGCCAGUAGAAGUGGGUCACCUGACAGCUCUGAAAGAGCUUCUCAUGGACGGGACUUCGGUACAAGAAAUUCCCAUCUCCAUUGGUCAUUUAAAGCAGCUGGAAACUCUGAUUGCCUCAAAUUGCUUCUCAUUGAGUCAGCUACCGAGAACAAUUUGUCACUUGACGAAUAUCUCACUUCUUUCCCUUGAUGGCACUAGAAUCGCAGCACUUCCCAACUCCAUUGGUGAACUGGUCAGACUUAAACACUUGUCAUUACGGGAUUGCCGUCAAAUAAGAAAACUUCCAAACUCCAUUGGCAACAUAGGGAGAUCAUUAGUCGAGCUAGACGUGUCGGGAACAGGCGUUUCCAAGUUCCCAGAUUCACUAAAAAAUCUGCAGAAUUUGAAGGUGCUGAGAAUGGAUUCCUGUUUCUUUACUGAGUUCCCUCCUGACAUUGGAGAGUUGACCAACCUCGAAGAAAUACAUGCCUCGUGGUGUCGGAGUCUCGAGGGGAGCAUUCCUAGCGGUAUCAAGAAACUACACAAUCUGAGAAUCUUGAGACUGCAAUAUUCGAGUAUUACCAGCAUACCAGCGGAGAUCCACCAACUUUCCAAUCUUCAAACCCUUGAUUUACUUCACAGCAACAUGCUCGAAGAGUUGCCAACGCCUCCCCCUAGCAAGCGGAUUCGCUUGUAGAUUUUGAACUCAAGUCGUCGCAUCUGGCAUAGCUAGGAAAGCUAUGCCAUUGUGAUGAAGACUAGGCUCUAGAGACCCUGGAGAAAGGAUGGCCCUUCCAUUUACUUAAUGUUUUCAUUCCAAACUUGAAUAUGGAUAUCACAAAGGAGAUUUGUUUUUCUGAAGUUUCCAAAGCCGUUCCAUCUGAAAACACAGAACUUCUAACUCUAUAUUUCCUUAAUGACCGAGGCAAAAUUUUACUAGAAAAUAGUUGUUCUCUUUCUCGUAUGUGGGAUAAUGUAAAGCAAUCUUUGUAGCA